ACUAGAACACACAUAUGCUUGCAUGCCACCCUCUGCAACCUUUUGAAACAUUCUUUUUCUCAGUUAUACAUGUUUACUCCCUAUUUCUCAAGUACAAAUCAUAAUAAAAUAGUGUAUGGCAGUGUGCUGUAUGCACUAUGUGCAUUAUGAUCCAUGUGUGUCAUGACUUUAAUAGCUCCGUAUGCAUUGAGCCAUAGUUCACUAAACACACCAAGGUCAGAGACCCAAGUCCCAUUCUGAAUAGCUACACUAUGUGCACUUCUGGCAAUGAGACUUCAGACGGAAGAGUGGGCCAAAUUUCGAAUGCAUGAUGACAUAAAAUAGCCUCUUGACUUUAUAGGAUGGUGACAAACUAAUGGAACAUUUAGCCAAGGCUACAAUCAAAGAUUUUCCAUUUGCACAGUGUGAAACACUUGUUGACUGACAGUAAAUGGUAAUCUCAUGAGGUAUUAGUUUAGGGACAGAGGCCCACAUAAACUCACUGCCAUCAAACAUGCCCGGGCAGUCUCAAUGAGGAUCCAAGAGUUCUGCUAUUGCAGCAACAGUGAAAUGUAUAGUAAUGAUGUGCCCUGGAAUGUUUUGACAGUUUUGAUUGUACACUUGUCAUGUCAUGCCAAGCCUCAAUGUGAAUGCUACAAUUUUCCCUGGAAAAUAAGAUCUCUCGAAAUAAAAGGAAAAACUAUGUCUGGAAACAUGAGAGCACUAUAACAAGGUUAAGUGCUGCUACCCUAACGUAUAGUGCACAGGGGUUCUGCAUAUGAGCUGUGUAGAUUGGGUGGUCUAUGUUAACCUUUGACUUGUUGUCCUGCAACCACACCAUAGCCUUCAUACACAUACACACGAUGCAUAAACACAUAUAUACUGUAUAUGCACUUAUUCAGUGCCAAGUCAAUGCUAAAUAUAAACUCUUGUAGUGAUUAAGUGGACAAUGUGUGUCCACACCAGUGUGCCCAGGCAUACAGCUAAAGCUAUCGUUAUCUGGCCCUGAUAGUAUGGGUCUAUAUAUAGAGGAACCCUGUGACUGAGCUGGCUUUAAGUGUCAAAUUCCAGGCGCACUCAUCUGUCCUGGCUGGAUCAGCACCUGCUGCUAACUAUAAACCCACCCCCGGCACUGCACCCCAGGCUGGCUCACACUAGACAGCCAAUGCCCAACCAAAGCCCAGUCGGGAAAAGAAAAAAGAAUCAGGUUAGACUCAGUAAGUUCUUACCCUGAGGCCAGCUUGGAAAGGAGGGGCAGUAAUAGAGAUGGAGCAUUAGAGGAUGUAACUGAGCGAGAUGUGCCCGUGUGCUUUUUCUCUUCAAGCCUAAUACAUGGCAGUGUGGCACUGCCACACUGAGCUGUACAGAACUGCUCAGUUCUGGAUACAGCAUAUGUGCAGAGAUCCUGUAUACUGGGAGUGUGCUGUUGAUUUUGAGGGGCAUUUCACUGGAUGACAGACAGAUAUUGCAACACAGUGGAACUCAGUGCCUCAUCAUUGGCCAAAGUCCAGGAACAGAGCCCGGAGCAGACGAGACGAGUGGACGGGACUGGCCACAGUGAGAAUUUGGAGCUUGUGGAGUAGCGAUGGACAGCUGGACUCUCCAGGGGGACAGUUACUCCUUCCUGCGCAGUGCGCCCCGCACCUUUUCCUUGUGCCAUCGUGACGGAACCCCAAACCACGUUGAAAUCUUUGACAUCAUCAACGUCCCUACGCAGCGCAGUGCUAUCUCUGAGACAACUUGUCUGUGUGACAUUUUUGGAGACGACUGUGAGUCACCGUCAGUCUCCAGCAGUCCUGCUGUUGGGUCCUUUGUCCCUUCACAGAGGGAGGUGGACGGGACGGCUGCUGCAGCUUCACUGGUGGAUGAUCUUAACGACUCCUCAGGGUCUUACCACACAGCACCAGGCUCUAGUGAAGGUGAGGAGGGGUUUGAAGAUUCACAAGAAAGGCUUCAUAGCCCCCUGUUGUUGAGCUCAUCUUCAGAGAGGUGUCAGUCAGAAGGUGAGGGACUGAGCUCACAACAUACAAACAUUUUUGAGGAGACGAGCCCAGAUUUAGAAGAAAAAAUUAAAUCACCACUCCCUACGCUUGUUGCAGCUUGCCCACCAAGUGAAGUCCUCAACAUUGGUGAGAGGACCUCUUCUCCUGGACAUAAAAGUCCAUAUACGACCAGCCCAGAGGAAAGAGUAUCACCCUUAUCAUCUUCCUCAGUCAAAAAAAGACAUUCAUCAUCAUCAUCAUCAUCAUCACCUAAUCCAAGACAAGCUCAUUCAGAAGCUGAAAUAGAAAGAAUCACCCCUAUUUUAAUAGACAGAUAUAACAGCCAUCACUCGUUAACUUCAAGCCCCGUUUCUGAGCCUAGGAACAGUGUCAGGUCCUCCUCCUCUGAAUCACUGAACAUACAAUUUUCAUCUGACUCACAAUUAGCACAAAACCCACUAGAGCAAAUUAACAGCUAUUUUAACCAACACAGCAGUCCCUCCCCUGAGCCCACGUCUAAAGAUUUAUCUGUAGAUUUGACAGAAUCUUUACGAUCCAGAGGAAUUCUUUCAUCUCCUUUACCUACAGAAGUUAGUACAGAGUUAUCCCGUUCAAGAGAGACAUUGGUGUCCCCUGAUACUCAAGCAUUAUCUCCAUUUUCUGAGCUAAGAGGGAGGGUGUCCCUACCUGAUCUUUUCAGCAGAGGCUCCACACCUGAUGAAGCUUCUCCUUGCUCUCGAGAGCUGAUUUCGACACCUUCUUCUGGAAGAAUAGAUACCCCAUCUACUCCUGAUAGCAAAAACAGGAACUCAGUUGAAGCAUCCAGUAGAGUUUCUACACCUGCCCCACGAUACACACCUCCGUCACCAGUUAUUUCAAUACCCACCUCUCCUGGACUUGUUGAAAUUAGUGUGUCACGUGAAUUAGGACAAACAGCUUCAUCACCUGGCUUGCUCAGUGUUGUCUCUCCAGCUGAGACAAGAACUCCUUCUAUUAGCCCCUCACCUAAAUUAAGACAAGAGGAAUUCACACCUGUGGUCAGUUACAGUUUAUCUCCAUUACCUGACUUUUGGAGUAACUGCUCUCCCUUGGAGCAGAGACAUACUGCUCCCUCACCUGAAAUCAGGAUUACAGCAUCUUCACCUGAGCCCCACACUGAUUCUCCCUCAUCAAGAAGUCUCACUUCAUCCCCUCAUAUCACAGGAAUUUCUUAUACAGUUGUUCAACCAGAGGACAGGGCCACUCCCACGUUUCCUGAACUCUCUCAUCUCUCCACCCCUGAGCCUGAUAGGACAUUUGUGUCCCCUGAAGCAAGUAGCCCUACCCAUAGCAGAGACAGUAUUUGUAGCAGCAUAGUAGAGUCCACUGGUACACCACCAGACUCUCCUCAAAUAUCUGGGUUCACAAGCUCUGACCUGCAGCCUGAAAUAUCUUUGUCAAAUCAACCAAGGUACCUAACACCUUCACCUGAGCCAAAGCAUCGGGCUCCCUCACCUGAGCCAAGAUAUCAUACUCCUUCACCCAUACAGCAACAAAGUCACCCUCCUCAGCAACUUACAAGUAGAGAUCCAGCACCUGUUUACCCAUCUCCUGAGGAGAAUUUACUAGCAACUCUCUCAACAGACUACUGCUUGGAGCAUACACCGCCUAUUACUCCGAGUUCUACACCUGAGGUUAAGAAAUAUUCCUCUUCAGUACACAACAGGUCGCCCUCAUUUAAGUUGGACAGGGGAAACCAGUCAGUUUUUGCUGGAAUUAAAAGCGGUUCACCACUGGUUGCAGUUAGUUUACCCAUUAUAACUUCACCCUUUUCAGACACGGAAGAGAAUUCACCUCAACAACAAAGCACAGAGAGACCUGUUUCUACAAAGACAAAGGAAGCAAACUUUCUGGAUAGCUUGGGAUCUGCCUCCUUCUCUGAGGAAACAAAGGCCUUUGACCGUACCCUUAUUCAGAAAGAGGACAGUUAUAAUAACCCCCCUGUUCAAAUAAAGUCUAUUUCCCCUACUUUUAUAGUCUCUCAGGAGAGGGGUUCAACUAUUUCACCUGUCCACAGGGCUACACCUGACUCACUUUUGCAGAAACUGGAGAAAACACAGCCAGAGUUCACAACUUAUUCGCAAAGUUCUGAAAGCAGUAGCUCAUUAAAAAGUGUCUGUACACCUGAGCAUUUAAGGCGACAACUGCCAACCCAAGUAAGACGUGAAAGCAAAGAGAAGUUCACACAGAACAUGGCCCACGAUGCAAACAGGAGGACCCCCUCACCACCACUCACCAGGUUUACACCUGUCCACAUCAUAGCACCUGAGAAACCAUACCGGCACUGGCAGAACAGAGGCCACAGCCCAUCUCAGCUUGUAGCAUUCUCACCAAGGGGUAAUUUAAAUAAAGCACUGACAAACAGGGAAACCCCCAAUGUUGCCCCCAGUGACAAUAAUAGCCAGGCCCACUGUGUCAGACUAGGAGGCCAACUAGCAAUGGAUAGGGAAUUGCAGCUGGAGGAGGAGAGAGCAGUAGCUAGGGAGAGGCAAAUCCAUAGGGAGAUGGAGAGAGAGAGAAAGAGGGAGGAGCGGGUUCCUAAAAAAGAGGAGGGGUGGCAGGGGGACGCCAGUUACAGAGGGGAACAGGUUGAGCUGUCAUUCAAUGCCAGGAAUAGAAAAGGGCCUGAGAGUCACAGUGCAGCUCUCACAAGCAGAGAGACUCGUCAGGGACUGCCAAAAGUGCAUUCCUAUUCAGAAAGCUUGCUUGCCACCAGACAACUACAGCAACAACAGAGUCUUCUCAGGCUUGCUUCCCAACAAGACACCAGGGGUGGUGGUCCCAGCAGACGGCUUCAACAUCCUGCACACCAGAAAAAAAACAGUGCUCUCGGACGUGCAGCUGCAAGCAGGCCGUGUCGGAGUUCUAGUUCCAGCAUGGGAAGUGAGCUUGAUGAGGCAGAUGAUGAGGUGAAAUGGUUUACAGACUUGGCUUUCCACAGCCUGUCAAGCCCUGAGGUAGAUUACCUUGAUAUGUACAGCUCAAGCCAUCGUUCAUCUACCAACAUUUCUCAACCAUCGACCCAGGAAAGCCCUGCUGGGGUCAAUACCUCCUGGCAGGCCUACGCUGACUUCAGGGGUUCUGCUCCAAGGUUGGACAAUGAUGAAUAUCCCUUCCAGCAAUUAUCCACAAACUACUCAGAUGGCCUAGAUCCAUCAAGGCGCCAUGAGAUGGGCAGCUUUGAGUGUGUUGAUGUGGCCUUGGAGAGAGAAGACUCCAGGACAGUGAGAAGGGGAGUUCCAAAGAGACAGAUCUUGCUGAAGAGAAAGAAUAACGCUGAAGGGAAGCAGGAUGAGAGUAGUGAAAAUAGUAGUCCUGCAGUGAUGCUGGAGAGUCCGUCACCAGAGACUCACACCAGAGAGACAGUGAUGAGACAACAGAGUAUACCGGCAACAACACAAGAAUGCUAUCCUUCUACAUGCAGCCCUGAGCCUAAUCAAAAAAAUGAAAGAAAAUUGAAACAGCAGAAAUCUACAUCCCUGGAUGAAACGGGUUCUAAAACAAAAAUGGCUACUUGUCUCAUCAAGAGUGUGUUGUCCAAAAAGAUUUUAAGUGUUGAUAAAGAAUCAGGGGAAGAGGCGGAAGAAGUGAACCCUGCUUUUGAGGAAACGAGUCUGCCAAUAAAGAGUGCAGUGCCAUCAUUUAAAGUGUCCCCAAAACCUGACACACAUAAAUGUACUUCCACUCCUCAAUCAGAUUAUGGUCUUUCAUCUGAAAGUCUUCCUGGGAGAGUUGAAACAAGCAGAAAGGAUGACACCAAAUCACCAAAAAGCUUUGGACUGAGAUUCAGUAACAGGCCAAGUUCAUCCAGCAGCGGCAGAAGUGUCAGUUUUUCACAGAGCGAUAGUGAAGAGGCUGAUUCUCAAAGCAGGAAGGCAACUUCAUUAAGAUCUGAAAUUAGAUCAGAAAUGAAAGUUCCAUUUGAUAGUAAACAGUUGAGAACUGGAGUGCGAAGGGCAGAUGGCAUUAAAAUUUGGGAUGAAACCGGUGACUCAGCAAAUUCCACUGCUGGGACCAUGGGAGCUCCUUCUGCCACUGGAGCCAGCAACAGUCCGGCCAGAAUGAUAAACAGAGACCAGGAAUUUGAAAACACAGAGGACUUUAAGCAACUCCAACAGAUUGACACUGGUGCCUACACAUCCAAGCCACAAGAGAUUAGGAUCAAAGCUGUGGAGAAAAAGAAAGCUUCUUUAAAUGUCUGUCUCACACCUGAAGCAGAAAACAAAUCUGGGAUUACUUCGCCAGAUAUGUUUUCAAGGGUAAAUGAGGGAAAGAUGGAGCACAAUAUGGAAGAGAAAACUGGGGGAGAUGAAGGAAAUGGCAAUAAUAAAUUAAAAACACCCAUUCACAAAGUUAGAGAUGUAAGACAUCUUGUAAAAAACAAAUACAAUCUGUCUUUCAAGGCACCCAAUACAGUGAUGCCAUCAGAUGUGAAUGAGUUAAUGAUUGAAGAUUUUAAUGAGCAAAUGAGUGAUAUAAACGAGGAAAGAAGGAAAGAGAUCAUAUCUGGGAAGGAGCAAGAGGAAACCCACAAAAUGAGGAUUCAGGAGAGGAGGGAGGAAACUCAAGAGGAGAACAGAGUUGAAAGGGAGGAGGAUCAAAAAGAGGAGGAAGACACAAAGCUGUUGACUUUACCGCCACCUUCCCAAAGUGAAGGAAAGCCCCUGUCUCGUCCACAUCCAAUGCAAAUACAAUGCAAAGCUGUUUGCUGGAAAGAGGACAAAGAUAAAAUGUCUCACUGUAAGAAAGAAAGCCAAGGGGAAAAACCACAGGUUUCUUCAGAGCUUGUCACAGAGGUAAGCAGAGAAUCACAAAAGUCAGAGAACACAAACAAACAGAGUUGUACCACAGAGGAUACAACACAUGACAAACCAUGUCAACAUGAUCCUAAAAUGGCUGCAGACACUGAAGAGACUGUUACAGAAAUGUAUAAAAUGACAGACAAAGAGAGCAAAGCUGUAGUUGUUACAACAGACAGAAAUACCCCCAUGUUCGCAAGCCUGCCCAGAGUGCCCAGUAAAGAAAGAGAGGUGUCCACUGCUGUCGUGUUGAUAAGGGAUGGAUCCAACCAAGCCAAGACGGCUGCAUCUCCAUCCCAUGAAGAUAUUCCCACUCCAGUCCAAAUCCAGAGUGCUUCACUUUCACCAGGACUCACGACCAAUAGCGAUGUCCUUGGCAACACUGCCCACUCAGUUUCCAUGUUUCUGAAAGAGAAAGGCUACCAAGCUGACAUUGGAGCAGUGGUGGGUGAUAGUCUGAAUUCAGUGGAAGGUAAAGGGCCUUUUCAUAAGCAUAUUAACUGCUUGGAGAUCCCCCUUCAAACAUCAAUGCUUUCAGAUGAUGAGCAAAAUGAGCCUCAUAGAGAACAGACGUUCUCCUCGUCAUCCACCAUGUCACACUCAUUGUCAGUGUCAGAAAACAAAGACAUGCUUACAACAAUGACAGAAGCUGGAGGAGUUAACAAUAAACCUACAAUAAAAGACACAGUGAAACAGAAAAGUACCCCUCCACUAAGGAAUACACCGGAGCAAACACCACCUCUCACUAAACCUGGAGAUUUUGAAGCAGUGAAAAGAUUAGAUCCCACAUUUCCACCCAGGUCCCCAGCAGUGAGAAGAUUCAGACAACAGCCAAUUGAGGUUAAGUCAUUAUCAAAAGAAACACAGAAACAAGGUAUACCUGCAAAUUCCACAGUUAAUAAUAUAACUCAAGCAAUUGAAGUUAAAUCGGUUGCUAAAAAUUCUCAAAAGCCAGUUGUGCCCCCAAAGCCAAGCUGCAAAUUUAAACCUGCAGAUUCAGGAAUAAUGCCAAAUGACGCUCAGAAGCCAUCAACAUCAACCGUAAAACCACAAGGUGAGGAGAGGUCCCAAACAAUUGUGGUGUCCUCACCAACUGUUUAUAGAAAGAUCUCCAGUGAGUCCACAACAACUUCAAACUAUUCAAGAAAACUAGCUGUGUCUGCAGUAUCCAGCCUUAAACCACCCCCUAGCAAAACUACAAUCUCCAAUCUCUUAAUUCAGCCAACAACACCAUCAGAGCCAGAAACAAUUAAUAGCAGAGAACAACAACAACCAGCUGCCUCACCUCAAAGCUCCAGAUACACACAGAGAACAACAACCUUAGCCCCAGCAUCAACCACUUGUGCAGGUUUAAUCUCAGCUUCAGGUUCAAUUUCUGACCCAGUGGUGAGCCAAGUCACGGGACCUUCCACAGCUGGAGCCAACCAGGCUAGCCAGCCAGCUGUUACAGAUACAAACAGCCAACCAAUACAUACCAGGAUGGUAUGCCCUCGUGAACAAGCUAUGCUUGUAACUUCAAACAAUACGAACCAACCUGCUGCUGUUCCCACAACACAAGUGCCAUCAUACACACACCAACCCUACCGCAGGUCACUGUCCAGUGAGCGCCCCCGAAGGACAGAUGACCUGUGUUUUUAUGCCUCAGAUGACCCUCCAAGCUAUGAUGAAAGAGAGAGUUUCAGUCCUCUGGUACUACCAGAUAUAACCCCGAGGAAGCCAGUUCGCUAUCAGCCCUCAUCCCGUCCUCCUCCUUGCUCCUGCUCUGUUGGCUACCCUUCCCACCCUGGUCUCUCACCUUCUCACCAUCACCGCAGCCCUCAUAACCUUACUCCCCCUGCUCCUCCUCACUCUCCAGGGCAGGGAGUAUCUUACCCAGUGGCUCAGCUCCCUUUACGCCCCCAUCAGUGCAGACCUGACCCUCAGCCAAUGAGCUACCAGCCCAGUUCUCCCAAAUCAAGUCCUCUUGGUCCAAACCAGCCACUGGCCUUGUACCAACCUCUUCACCAGCCUUUUCACCAACCUCCUCCCUGCCCUCCCCACCCCUCACUGAUGCAGGCUUGCACUGCUGAUCGGCCAAUGCAGCCACCCCAGCAUAUUGACCCUCGACGGCCCCCUGUCCACAGAUCUCCUCAGCAGCAGCCACAGAACAUGGCUGGGGCUCCUUACAGCGAUCCUGGCCACGGCCACUCUCCUGGCCUUCCCCCCAUGGAUCCCCAGUACUUGUGUGGGCCUCAAAGCCUGGGGCCUUCUUAUGGCUCUGAAUAUGGGGGUGACAGCUCCAGUUUGUACUCUGAGAGCAGCUAUGGACAGACACCUCGCAGAGUGCUCCUAGAUCCUGAGACUGGGAAGUAUUUUUAUAUCGAGGUGCCUGUACAGCCUCUGAGGAAAAUGUUGUUUGACCCUGAGACUGGCCAAUAUGUGGAAGUGCUCAUCCCACAACAAGCUAUGUCACAUUCAGGCCUGUACCCUCCUUCAGCAGCUCCUUACCCACCUCUCCACAACCCCAACAUGUAUGCGCCUAGUGCCCAGUACAUGCCCUAUUCAGCUCCUCCUCCCCCAGCCCACAGCCAGACUCAGCCCCAGCCACCUCGCUAUCCUGAGGCCUCUGCUGAAGCAACAAUACACCCAAGUGGGUCUGGGGUCAGCUACAGAAAUCAAUCUGGUCAGGGGUCCAAGCUAGAGCCCCAGAACCGUCCACCAUUGGACCAGAACUACCUGGAGAAUAUGUAUUAUGUCCCUACAGGGAUGAAUGCGAGCCCCAAUCCCACCCCACCAGACUAUUACCACAAACAUCCCUCCAACCUUCCCCCAACAGGGGGGGAAAGGUCCUGAAAUAGAGGAUAGAGACCGCCUUCCUGGAGCCUGUUGGGUUUUAAAUAUACAGUAUAUAGAAGUGGGUGUCUAAUGUUAGCCUGUACUGUUAUUUGAGUUUUCACACUGCAACUAAAGACAGCAAUUCUUUGGCUGUUUAUUUGCUGCUGCUUGUUUUGUGCAAACCUGCUUUAAUAUAGAGAAGGGGGUUUUGAAAACACAAGAAAGAGUGUACCUUUUCCAUGAUGUGUUUAUUUGUGAGAUUAUUACAGAAUUUCAAAAUUAUCCAUAAAGGUUUUUCGUCAUUUUUUGAUGCAGGGCAAGAACAUCAUACUGUAAUGUCAACAUUAAUGUGCAUACACUAUACAUCGAUAGGUUUACUGAUUUGUGUACUUAAUGACAACCAUCUAAAAAAAAACUUGAAAAUACUGUUUUAAAAGAACCUCAUAUUUAUUUUGUUAUUGUUUUUCUCGAAUAAUUGAUGAGUGAGUUUUUUUGCAAAUAAUAUAUGCAACAAUGCCAAUAAAAUGUGUCACAUAUUACUGUA
Messenger RNA from Solea senegalensis (Senegalese sole), 10157 nucleotides. Its product is annotated as mucin-12. The record is from RefSeq and is a predicted model, not a curated record. The coding region runs from base 1565 to 9631 and encodes 2688 amino acids. The transcript has 2 exons. Gene Ontology annotation, cellular component: nucleoplasm. NCBI's taxonomy places the organism in Eukaryota, Metazoa, Chordata, Actinopteri, Pleuronectiformes, Soleidae.